Molecule: messenger RNA, 1776 nt
Organism: Aspergillus affinis
Lineage: Eukaryota; Fungi; Ascomycota; Eurotiomycetes; Eurotiales; Aspergillaceae
Product: Lectin C-type domain protein
Exons: 1
Coding region: 1-1776 (591 amino acids)
Source: RefSeq, a predicted model, not a curated record
AUGCGGCAUCAGAGCGAGAGAGAUGUGGCCGGUCAAAUCCCGCUGAAUUUCGUCACCACAUCUGCCGUAUCCCUCCGCGCAGCGUGUUUCGGCAAUAACGUCUUCGACCGGGACGCGGCGGGCAAAUGCAUUUCGAACCUGCUUGAACUAGGGUAUCGCCGAUUGGUUGUCGACCUAUACUGGUCUGUGGAAGGGCGCUCUUGGAACCUUUGUCCGGUCUCUAUUCCCGAUGAUACGCCGGUGGUGACCCUUUCAUCGACAUCAACGCCGACCGCAACGCCGACGACCAACUCCUCGUCGACAACGACCGUGGACGCUGCGCAUGGAACCGCGACGGUAGUUUCGGACUCUUCGGGCUCGCAAUUAUAUGAACUCGGCCCAUACAAAUGCUCCGACAACCUCUACUUGUCGGAUAUGAUCGACGUGUUCUUGGAUUUUUUCAAGUCCACGACGUCUCAGUUGAACGUAUAUACCCGGUUUAUUUCAUUCAAUCUGCAUGCGGCCGCCAGUGCCGAAGCGCCUACUCGACCCGCGGCAAAGGUGUCUGGAACUAAUCUUCCAACAACAUUGGAGCGCAUUGGCCACCUGAUAGAUCGUCGCCUCUACUCAUAUAUAUACACGCCCGAGCAGCUGGCGGAUGAACGCAGCAACCUCAAUGACUCGUGGUAUAAAGUUGACGACGGAUACAAACCUAUCACGGAGUACUUCACCAUCGAAGAAGAUGAGGACGGCACACAGAGCACUCCUGACGGCUGGCCGUGUACGAAAUAUAUCCAACUAGCCGAGGAAGAACGGCUACUACUUGAAUAUGGCUCGGUUGACCCUCAGAUGGAAGAGUAUAGCUUAGAUGAUGAUCAGGACAUCAUCUUCCCGACAGGUUACCUUGCGGUCCCUGCUCCAUUAUCUAUCCGGGACGACGAGAUCGAAACCGGUUGCUUCUACGACGCAGAAGCCACGAAGGUAUCCCAGGUGAAUACCUCAUGGGCCGUAUCCAACAGUCUUCCCGUGCCUGAGAGUUCCAACAGGACUGAAUUCCUGCGUGAGCUGUCCGGAAUGGUCAAAAACGUCACUGCCUGCGGGGUCACACCGUUGAUCAACGGUACGCUUCUGAACUCGACGGCCGACAAAGAUUUCGAACCCUACAAGAACGCCACCCUCUCCGCUGGGUGGGCCUGGGCCAUCGACGAACCGCGCGACUCUGAAGUCACCGAUAACAUCAACGAGCCGUCCCGCGAGCGCUGCGCCAUAAUGGACCUCUCCUUGAAUGGGCACUGGCGUGUCGUCGACUGCGCUGAGCAUAAACGUCGCGGUGCCUGCCGGGUCGGCAACGACCCAUUUACCUGGACGCUGUCCGACGCCGAAAACACUUAUUCUGACGCCUACGACCACGGUUGUCCCGCAAAUACGUCCCUGGGCGUCCCGCGCACAGCCAUCGAAAACACCUACCUGUACCGGUACGCCUCCGACAGAUCCAGCAUUGGUGGUGGAAUGGACCCGUCGUCCUCGGAUCCGAAGAUGCGCGAGAUCUGGCUUGAUUUCAACUCCCUGGAUAUCGCAUCCUGCUGGGUCUCCGGCGGCCCGGACGCCCAGUGCCCUUACGCAUCGGAUCCACAGCAGUUGGAGAAACGGACCGUCCUAGUUGCUGCCAUUGCGGCAAUUGUCAUCUGUAUCAUCACGGCUUUGACUAUUUUUGUCAAAUGUAACGCUAAUCGGAGAAACUCACGCAGGAGUAAACGGAUCAUGCAGGGCUGGGAGUAUGAAGGUGUUCCUUCAUAG